Chelonus insularis is the source of this 2439-nucleotide messenger RNA. RefSeq lists its product as uncharacterized. The record is from RefSeq and is a predicted model, not a curated record. The transcript has 2 exons. Bases 962 to 1639 code for a protein of 225 amino acids. NCBI's taxonomy places the organism in Eukaryota, Metazoa, Arthropoda, Insecta, Hymenoptera, Braconidae.
UCUUAUCAGUAAUAAAAUCUUACCGCUGAUAGCAAUUUUCGCACGUGCCCAAAUAUAUUACACAUUCGCGAGGUUAUGAAUAUUUUAAUAAAAUCACAUAUAUAACAAAGUCAUCAAAAAUGCAAUAUGAACUUCAAUUUAAUCUGCAAUACAUAGCAUUAUUAAGGGUUGCGAUCUUAUUUUGGCAGAAAAAACAAGUUGCAAAUGAAGUUGUAGAGUUUUUUAAAAUUUGUGACACGUUCAAUUCAGAUCAUGACGUUCGAAGAGAAUGGGGUGAAGUAGUUAAGAUGUUAAUGGAUGAAUGGAAUAAAGAUCUAUUACCAAAGAAUGUAGAAAUUGAUCUGAUGCAUAUUAUAAAGAUGUUAGGAGAAACAAUAUUAAAUUGGUAUCAAUGUAUCAAGUAUCAAUACGGACUACGAGACCAAGCAGUCAAUUGUAUUAAUCAAAUAUGUUGGACACCCUACGGAACUGUGGAUCCAGUUGAAACAUUUAAAUCAUAUUGGUUGAACAAUCCAAAAAUUAAUGUCAUUCAACUCUACGAUUUUGCAUGCAAUUUUGGAGUAAGAGAUUGCAUUGAACAUUUGUGGAAUAAACUACCGAUUGGGAUACAUAAGACAGUGGUGUCAUUUAUGAGAAUUUGGAUCAACAUAUUACAGCAUAUUGGCAUAGUUACGUACGUAAUUUGGAUAGAGAAGAUAUACACGAGUUUAAUCUGAUAUACAAUCCAAAUCGAUCAACAGAGGAGAACAACUUACGAUUAUCAAUAUACCAAGGGAGUUACCUUGUUGCGAAAUAUUUCUGGGAAAAACUUACGACUAAAGAAAGAUAUGAAAGUGUGUUACAAUGUGCUCGUAUUGCUGUAUUACGAAAUCAUUUUUAUUGUUAUGAAAAUAGUUGUCAAAAUAUAAAAAAUUACAAAUCAACCCAGUAUGUAGAAAUAUGCAUACUUCUACUAAAUCAGAUGACUGAAGAUCAAAAGAGGAAAUUUUUUAACGAACGUAUACAAAGAGAUGCAUUGGAAGUCGACCAUUUCAACUUUCUUGAUACCAAAGAUGAGAUUUUAUUUAUGCUGUUGUCUACAUGGCCAUGGCAGAAACUUUUUAUACCCGUUGUUAAAGAUAUAAUACAAUAUCAUGAUGAUAAUAGUGAUAUGCAAUGUGAGUUCUUGGAUGCAAUUACAGAUAGAAUGCUUGAAGAUCACUACUUGGGUUAUCCCCUAAAUAUGAGCAAAUAUCGAGAUUUACUGCAUGAAGUCUGGUUGAUGAUUCCAGAAUCUGUUAAAAGGACGAUGGAACCUGUAACCUUUGGUUAUGAUUUUGUUAGUAAUUUAAUAAAUAUGUGGGAUUUAAAUAGCCUUAAAUUAAUACUCAAUGAUCCAGCUACUGCAGUUUGCAGAAAUGAGUUGAUAGAACUCGGAAUGCAUUCAUAUGAUGAAUUAAUAAUGAAAAAUCAAUUCGAACAAUUAGAUGAGUUUGCAGAUGAAAUGUUUCAAACUGAAGAAGAAAAGCAAAUAUUUAAGAAAAAAAGAGACGCUCUGAUGAAACUUAUUAGUACAGGUCAAUUUGAUUUGAUUGAUAAAUUUCUAGACUGGCAAGGUAGCACACUCGAAGAAAAGCAAUUGGAAAUUCGACACCGAUGAGGAAAAAAAAAAAUGCAAGGAUUAUUUUAAAAAUCUCAAAUUUCCAAUUAGCCAAAUGUAUAGAAUACGGCACAAAUGGGCACAAGACAUAGUUCGAAUGAAGUAUGAAUGUUCCAAAUUUUUAUACUGGUUAUGGGAGUCAGAGGAGGAGGUAGAAAAAUUUAAGCAAGCAAUAAUAUUCAACUUGGGGUGUAAUGAAUUAUUUAUAAGUGCUCUCCUGGAUUUGCGAAAUGAUGAUGUAAUAGAUAAUUGUAUAUCUUGAUGUCUGUUAGAUGAUGAACACUUCCUGUGAUUUCAUCGAAUAAAACAAACUGAGCCGCAGUCAAAUUGAUUAUUAUACUGAAAUUCAAUUAACGAUUAUUGUAAUAUGCGAUAUAAUUUCAUUUUUUGGUUAUUAUAAUCAUUCAAAUAAUUUUUUUCAUAGUUAUGGUGACGAUAAUUAUCUUAUUGAUUUUUAUUUACACAGUAUUAUAAAAAACCAAUAUCAUGAAGCUUAACAAGUUCUUUCAUAAAAAAAAACAUUAUUUCAUGUUUUUAUAAAUAUAUUUUGCAUCAAUGAUAAUGUAUUCAAUAGUAAUUUUCUCAACUGGUCUUAAAAAUUUGAUAAAGAUGUCUAAAGUGAAUGUGUUAAAAGACAAUACUCUUGAUGUAAGUUUAGAGCUCCAAUACAAAACUUGAAAGAUUAAAUGGCUAAAGAGUAAAGAAAUCUGUUGAUAGAAAUACCUAUGCGUUUGUUUUAAUGUCGGAAAUAUAUUUUGGCGCAAAUAUGAUUUACUUAUGCAAGAAAGAAUGCUAUGUAU